CACGAAACCAGUGAUACCACAAACCGUUCAUACAAAGCCCGUUGGAAUCUGUGAGCUCGGUCCCAAAUUCCUUGGAGAUGGGACAAGCAACCGAAACAGCCAAGCGAGCUGUCGUCAACCCCAGGACGACCGAAUUUGAAUUCGGUGGUCGGAUCGGAGCGAUCGGCGUGACUUUAUCGGUCCCGUUCUUCACCUAUUGGCUGAAUCUGGCCUGUACUGCUCAAACUGGAUGUUUGCUGGGUCCCCAAAUCCUGGACCUUCGGACUCUAUGGAACACGACCAACUUCUUCAGUCUCGAGGCUUGCUACGUCUAUCUUGGAUGGUAUAUGUACCUUGUACUCUGCUGGCUAGUACUCCCUGGAAAAUCGGUUGAUGGUACUGUCUUGAGAGAUGGCACACGAUUAUCUUAUAAAAUUAAUGGUCAGUCCCCCUUAAGAAGGAAAACCUGGACAUGAAGAGAAAGAAAAAAAUUCACG
Molecule: messenger RNA, 476 nt
Organism: Puccinia graminis f. sp. tritici CRL 75-36-700-3
Lineage: Eukaryota; Fungi; Basidiomycota; Pucciniomycetes; Pucciniales; Pucciniaceae
Exons: 2
Coding region: 78-455 (125 amino acids)
Biological process (GO): ergosterol biosynthetic process
Cellular component (GO): endoplasmic reticulum membrane
Molecular function (GO): Delta14-sterol reductase activity
Source: RefSeq, a predicted model, not a curated record